UUAUAAUUGUCCACUCCACAAAUGCGAGUCGGCGAUUCCGUUUCCCAAAUUUGACUUAACUACAAACAAAAACCCUAAUUGAAGCCACGAUCACAUCUCCUUAAACAAUUCAAUCGACAAUUCUGUCUGUCGCGGAGGUUUUGUUGAUGAUCUUGUGGGGCAAAUCGAAUUGUCGUUCUCUGAGGCGAUUUGUUUAUCUGGAGUAUGCUCGUGUAAUGUGUGAUUACAGGUAGAUUGGAAGUUAAGGUUCGGGUGAAGUGAACAGCGCGACAGGGAUGGGCGCGACGGGUUCGAAGCUGGAGAGAGCAUUGGGAGAUCAAUUUCCUGAAGGCGAGAGAUAUUUUGGACUCGAGAAUUUUGGCAACACUUGUUACUGCAACAGCGUCCUUCAGGCUCUGUAUUUCUGUGUCCCAUUUCGUGAACAGUUGCUUGAUUAUUAUUCAAACAAUAAAUAUCCUGCUGAUGCCGAAGAAAACCUCUUGACAUGCCUGGCUGACUUAUUCUUGCAGAUUACCUCACAGAAGAAAAAAACUGGUGCUAUUGCUCCAAAGCGCUUUGUACAAAGGUUGAAGAAGCAAAAUGAGAUUUUUCGCAGCUUUAUGCACCAGGAUGCACAUGAGUUCUUGAACUAUUUGUUAAAUGAGCUAGUUGAUAUACUAGAGAAAGAGGCCAAAGAUGCUAAGAGUGAUCAAGAAAAUUCCCCCUCAUCUGGGAAAAUUGCUAAUGGAAUAAAGGAUAAUAAUACAUUUUCUAAUGGUCCUCAAAAGGAGCCUCUGAUCACUUGGGUGCACGAGAAUUUUCAGGGUAUACUGACAAAUGAAACUAGGUGCCUGUGUUGUGAGACGGUGACGGCAAGGGACGAAACAUUUUUUGACUUGAGCAUUGAUAUAGAGCAGAAUAGUUCAAUCACAAGCUGUCUCAAAAAUUUCAGCUCCACAGAAACUUUAAAUGCUGAGGACAAAUUCUUUUGCGAUAAAUGCUGCAGUCUGCAAGAAGCCCAAAAGAGAAUGAAGAUAAAGAAACCUCCCCACAUACUGGUUAUCCAUUUAAAGAGGUUUAAAUACAUCGAACAGCUGGGCCGUUACAAGAAACUAUCAUACCGUGUUGUGUUCCCCCUGGAGCUAAAGCUCAGCAACACCGUCGAGGAUGCAGAUGCCGAGUACUCUUUGUUUGCUGUGGUUGUCCAUGUUGGCAGUGGACCCAACCACGGGCACUAUGUCAGCCUCGUUAAAAGCCACAAUCAUUGGCUAUUCUUUGAUGAUGAGAAUGUAGAGAUGAUUGAUGAAUCAGCGGUUCAGACUUUCUUCGGAUCAGCACAGGAAUAUUCGAGCAACAAUGAUCAUGGAUACAUCUUGUUCUACGAACGGAACGGCUCUCUGACGGUGGCCUGAAGAAAAGCUGAUGGAGUCGAGGUGCGCUAUGCUGCUAUAUAUAUUUUCUUAUUGCAUAGACGGUAUUUUUUAAAUUUUGGCCGCGACAUAAUUUCAGUUGAAUUGAAUUAAAUGUGGAUCCUGUUUUGAACUUUGGUUCUCUUUUAUCCUUUUUGGUAAAUAAAAAUUGUAUAUUAUGUAUUGGUAUUCUACACGCACGCCCUAGGUGAGACUAAUAAAUGGUUUUGCUUCCUCAUUUCUUUGAA
Molecule: messenger RNA, 1636 nt
Organism: Andrographis paniculata
Lineage: Eukaryota; Viridiplantae; Streptophyta; Magnoliopsida; Lamiales; Acanthaceae
Product: ubiquitin carboxyl-terminal hydrolase 4-like
Exons: 6
Coding region: 276-1391 (371 amino acids)
Biological process (GO): protein deubiquitination
Cellular component (GO): cytosol; nucleus
Molecular function (GO): cysteine-type endopeptidase activity; cysteine-type deubiquitinase activity
Source: RefSeq, a predicted model, not a curated record